AGGAGGUCCCUCCAACACCCCCACGGAUGUCGUGGUGGGGUUUCGGAGCCGCCUCGGAGAUGGUUCCGUACGGCGGAGCCAGCUAAUGGCCCCCGCGAGGACACCGGGUCGCAUGCCACCCGCCAGCCCUCCGACUGCCUCCACCGCCACCGCCACCACCGCCGCUGCUGUCGCUGUCGGCGCAUUUCCGCCCGCCAGCAGCACCCCUGGCGCCGCCAGCAGAUCUGUAGACGCUGCCUCCGCCGGUGACGGCGCGAUUCCUCCUCCUCCUCCCAGCAGCACCCCUGCCGCCAAUGAGGUUGCCGAGCCGAGUGAUGAUCGUACGGCGCCUGGCUCGCCGCCGCCGCAACCGCAACAACCGUCACCGCAACCGCAAGUACAACGACCACAACAACUGCCGCCUAAUCGCUUUGAGGACAGCCGCCCUAGAGGGACCGAGGGCGAAGCGGCGGCGGCAUGUGUGGCGGAUGCGGGUCUACCCACUCUUCCCACUGCGGUGAGGUCAACGUCGGCCUUCCCGCCGCCACCGCCACCGCCGCCACCGCCGGCGACCAUUAACACCGCCGGCGGCACUGCUCCGACGUCAUUUGCUGCGGCUGGAGAAGCAGCUGCCGCUGCUGGUCGUGCUGCGGCUGCGGAGGAGGAGCACGUGGAUGCGGUUGCAGCUGCCGCCGCGGAACCUGACACGACGCCUGCGGCAGCGGAGGCAGCGCCGGCAGCGGAAGACGCGGAGACGGCGGAGGCCGACGUAACGGCUGCGGUGCCCUCAGCGGCAGUGGCAGAGGAUUCUAGGGCGGCAGCAGCCUUACAUGACGAGCGGCUGCGGGAACGGUGUCAGGAGACCCGUGGGUCGCUGCGGUUGCUUCUGGCGGAGGCGGGGAGGCUGCCGGAGGUGGCGAGGGCUGAGUUCCGCUUCAAACGGCGGCGGGAGGAGUAUCGGGAGGCACGGAUCAAGCAGCGGCUGCUUGAGGCGCAACGGCACCGGUCAGCAGCAGCCGAGGCAGCGGACGAGGGGUUGCGACCCAGCGUCCCAUGGGUCACUCCUCCCUUGGAUGUGCUGCUGCCUGCGGGCGACAUCCUCCCUGCCGCUGGCGAGGAGUCCACGGAGCGGGAAGAGCAGGAGCGAGCGAGGCGGGUGGUGCCCAAGGUACGGCACGACGGCUCUGUUGGAACGAGCAGGGUCCGCUAUGCCCGCUCGGAUCUGGUGCCGCACUCCCCCGCCGAGCCGCCCGAAGAGGAGGUGGAGGGGCAGCAGCAGCAACCGCAUAUCGCGGGUCAGCAACAACAGCAGCAGGACCAGUCGCAGCAGCCGAGUGGGUACCUGCAGCGCUCGCCUGCACCAUCCGCAUUACCUUUUUCUUCUUCUGCUGCUGCUGCUCCUUCUCCUCCUCCUGGUGCUGCUGCGGGCGGCACUCCGUCCAUCCCCUGGGUUCCCUCGUUGGACGCGGAGGACGGGGCGCUGGACUGGUGGCGUCAGAACCUGGCGGCCUGGGAGGCGGGUGUGAGGUUGCCGGACUACGCGCUGCCCCCCGCGGUGCUCCACCGCCACCUGGGGCUGCCCCCCGCCCUCCUGCCGCCGCAGUACGACAUCACGGCAGCAGCAGCGGCCAAGAGGACAGAGGCUUCCCAGCCGCCCCCGGCGCCACCGUCACGGGCAUCUUGGCAGCAGCAACAGCAGCCGCAGCUGCAACAGCAAGAGCAGCAACAGCAGUCGUUACAGGAGCAGCAGCUGCAGGCAAUGAAGGCGGCACCGGCUCCACCACCUUCACCGGCACCAUGGGAGCAACAGCAGCAGCGGCCAUCAAACCAGCCGACAACAGCAACAGCACCGCCUCGACAACGACAACAGCAGCAGCAAAAUCCUCCGCCUACAGGAGCCCCCGUUGCUGCCACAGCAGCGGCAGCAGCGGCAGCCCCGCAUCGGCAGCCCAGGCCUCCCUCACCGCCGCCGCCUCCGCAGCAAGAGCUCCCUACUCCGCAGCCAUCUCCUUCGCACCACCACCACCACCACCACCACCACUAUCAUCACAACAUGCAGGCCGCAAUGCCGCCAUCGUCCCUACAUCCGCAUCCUUCGCACCCUGCACCGCCGCCGCCGCCGUACCAACGACCCAAGAACGCCGUGACCUGCUGCCAACUGGCUAGCACCGGUACCCUCCUGCAGCCAGCCCCGGCCUCGGCUGAUGACCCGCCCGGGCCUCCUGCGGCGGACUCGGACUACUACUACCAUCAACCAACCCCCGCAUUCCAACAACAACAACCGCAGCAGCAACAACAACCGUUGCCGUUGCCGUACAACAUGCAAGAACCCAUGUCGUAUACUCCGGAUUUGCCCCCACAGCCUCCGGCUGUAGCACCUUCAUUCGCGUCGGAAAGCGGCGUUGUCACCGGAACGUAUAACCACGAUAGGAACUUCCAGUUGCCGCAAAUGCCCCCGCAACCCCAGGCGUACGGAAAUGCCGAGCCCUUCCCGCCUCCUCAGACACGUAACUGGCCCGUGCAAACUUUACAACAGAACAACCAGCAGCAGCAAAGCCAACAACACCAGCAGCAGGAGUAUCAAAUGUCCCAAGUCUCUCACACCUUGCAAGCAACGGAGGUCCCGCAACCCCCUGUUGAAGCACCGCAUGGCGCAGUCAUGUGGCCCCCGCCGGCUCCUGACCCGCCACAAACCCCCUCUCUGUUGCUCCCGGCCUCGCUGCCCCCGUAUCCUCCGCCACCGGUGCAGCAGGGACCCCCGCAGCUGCAGCACCUGCAGCAUCCAACCCCGCAACAGCCCCAGCCUUGUGCUUGCUUGUCUGGCUCCCAGCCUUGCAGCUACCAUCACCCACCUCACUACCACCCGCCUCAUCGCCACCACGAGCAGCAGCAACAAGGGCAGCAGCAGCAGGGGCUGCAGCAGCAAGGACAGCCGUACAUCGGUGACCAGGGCGUGCCCAACGGCGUGGAACAAGCACCCGCGGAGUUCGGUCAGGGGCAGGAGCCGCAUCGGCAACGGCAGCAGUCAUACUAUUAUCCGCACCCGCAACAAUACAGCGGCGUGCCUUCUUGUCCGCCGGCGGCCGAACAGCAGCAGCCGUACGGCUACGAUGAGUACGGCAACCCAGCGCAACAGCCGCAGCCGUACAACAUGCAGCAGCCAACUCACCACCAACAGCCACAGCCACCGUACGACAACGGCACCAACGGCUACUACCCGUACCAACAGCAGCAGCAACCGCCUACACACCAGCAGCAGCAAACGUAUCCUCAGCAAGUGCAACAGCAGCAGCAACCUCAAUUUGAGAGUGAACCGCAACAGUGGCUGUCCGGGGUACGAGAGGAGGCCAUUCAACCGACGCCACCUUGGCGUGUCCCGCAGGAAAGCGGUCAGCAACAUCAGUAUUGUUACAGUCACAAUAACGGCCAUAACUGUUCAGCACCACAACAGCAUGCGCCACAGACCCUUGGACCAUGGCAGCCGGCGCUGCAGCAGGGGAUGCAACAACAGCAGCAUGACCACAGUCAUCAGACUUUAGGCUGUCCGCAGCAGUCCUGGGCCUAAUAAGGGACGUGAUGAGGAUGGGAGAGCUGGUUUGUUUGGCGCCAGGGCUUUUCUCUUCAAUAGGAUGUGGCGGGGGGGAUGAAGUGUGGAGAUGUGUUGGGGUAAUGAACGAGGAGAGGUGCUUAUGACGUCAUAAGGAAACUGACGAUGUAUUAUUUGCUUUACCGGUAUUCCCGACACCCCUUGCUGGGAAUUGCCUUGAACAUGUACAGCAAAGCGAGCCAUCAAUGCAGACAUGGCAAGGUGUACGAUGUGUUCGUUUCAAAGAGGGGUAAGGUGCACGUCACCUUGUAUUUAUCGUUACGCGGACCGGGCGAAGGUGCCUGGGUAGGCUGCAUGGGGUACCGCUAACCGGAAGAACCUGUUUUGAUGGAUUGUGGUAUAGGACUGAGAUCUCCAGAAGCCCACACGCCAGAUGUCUUAUAGGGCCAGGGAUGGGGCGUUGUAAAUGGAGACUACGGUGAGUGCCCUGCUUGUGUCUGUACCUUGUCUAAUUGAUU
Messenger RNA from Astrephomene gubernaculifera, 4044 nucleotides. Lineage: Eukaryota; Viridiplantae; Chlorophyta; Chlorophyceae; Chlamydomonadales; Astrephomenaceae. The record is from the annotation of a GenBank genome assembly.